This is a messenger RNA of Pipistrellus nathusii (Nathusius's pipistrelle), 1659 nucleotides long. Lineage: Eukaryota; Metazoa; Chordata; Mammalia; Chiroptera; Vespertilionidae. The record is from the annotation of a GenBank genome assembly.
AUGAAGCCUCCGCCUUCUCGGGCAGGAGCCUUUAAAUACGGGCCCAGGCCCGGGACUUUCGUUGCAGGAAGAGGAGACCUGGCGGAGCGGCUGCAGUGCGGCCCGGAGGGAGGAGCUGUCCGAGCCGUGGGGACCGCCGGAGUGGAAGCCGCGCUCGGUGCUUGGAACGCAGUCAUGUUUGAAAUUAAGAAGAUCUGUUGCAUCGGUGCUGGCUACGUCGGAGGACCCACAUGCAGUGUCAUAGCUCAGAUGUGCCCUGAGAUCAGGGUGACGGUUGUUGACGUCAAUGAAUCAAGAAUCAAUGCAUGGAACUCCCCUACGCUCCCUAUUUAUGAGCCAGGACUAAAAGAAGUGGUAGAAGCCUGUCGAGGGAAAAAUCUAUUUUUUUCUACCAAUAUUGAUGAUGCCAUUAAAGAAGCCGAUCUUGUAUUUAUUUCUGUGAACACUCCGACAAAAACCUUCGGAAUGGGGAAGGGCCGUGCAGCAGAUCUGAAGUACAUUGAAGCCUGUGCUAGACGCAUUGUACAAAACUCACACGGGUACAAAAUUGUGACCGAGAAAAGCACGGUUCCUGUGAGGGCAGCAGAAAGUAUUCGUCAAAUAUUUGAUGCAAACACAAAACCCAACCUGAACCUACAGGUUCUGUCCAACCCUGAGUUCUUGGCAGAAGGCACGGCCAUCAAGGACCUGAAGAACCCAGACCGAGUACUGAUCGGAGGGGAUGAAACCCCUGAGGGCCAGAGGGCCGUGCAGGCGCUGUGCGCUGUGUAUCAGCACUGGGUUCCGAAAGAACGGAUCCUCACCACUAACACUUGGUCUUCAGAACUUUCCAAACUGGCAGCAAAUGCUUUUCUUGCCCAGAGAAUCAGCAGCAUUAACUCUAUAAGUGCCCUUUGCGAAGCAACAGGAGCUGACGUAGAAGAGGUGGCGACAGCCAUUGGGAUGGACCAGAGAAUCGGAAAUAAGUUUCUGAAAGCCAGUGUUGGCUUUGGCGGGAGCUGCUUUCAGAAGGAUGUUCUGAAUUUGGUUUAUCUUUGUGAGGCUCUGAAUCUGCCUGAAGUAGCUCAUUAUUGGCAACAGGUCAUAGAUAUAAAUGACUACCAGAGAAGGAGAUUUGCUUCCCGGAUUAUAGAUGGUCUGUUCAAUACAGUGACUGAUAAGAAGAUAGCUAUUUUGGGGUUUGCAUUCAAAAAGGACACUGGUGAUACAAGAGAAUCUUCUAGUAUAUAUAUUAGCAAAUAUUUGAUGGAUGAAGGUGCCCACCUCCAUAUAUAUGACCCAAAAGUGCCAAGGGAACAAAUAGUUGUGGAUCUGUCUCAUCCAGGAGUUUCAGAGGAUGACCAAGUGUCCCAGCUUGUGACCAUUUCUAAGGAUCCAUACGAAGCAUGCGAUGGUGCCCACGCUGUUGUUAUUUGCACCGAGUGGGACAUGUUUAAGGAGUUAGAUUAUGAACGCAUUCACAAGAAGAUGCUGAAGCCAGCCUUCAUCUUCGACGGACGGCGGGUCCUGGAUGGGCUCCACCAAGAACUGCAAACCAUCGGCUUCCAGAUUGAAACAAUUGGGAAAAAGGUGUCUUCAAAGAGGUUUCCAUAUGCUCCUUCUGGUGAAAUCCCAAAGUUUAGUCUUCAGGAUCCACCGAACAAGAAACCCAGAGUCUAA